Molecule: messenger RNA, 1778 nt
Organism: Protopterus annectens (West African lungfish)
Lineage: Eukaryota; Metazoa; Chordata; Ceratodontiformes; Protopteridae
Gene: RBMS2
Product: RNA binding motif single stranded interacting protein 2
Exons: 14
Coding region: 273-1436 (387 amino acids)
Cellular component (GO): cytosol; ribonucleoprotein complex
Molecular function (GO): mRNA binding
Source: RefSeq, a predicted model, not a curated record
UGAAAGCUAGGGAGAAGAGCGGACAUUGCCCUUUCUGCAUUUCUGUUUUCAUUGCUUUGAACACUGACGGUGGAUAUAUUUGAGGAUUGAAGCCUUGUUUGAGCAGAACAGGGAAAAGUGGGGCUACAGCUUCUCUUAAAUAAAACGUGGGAACUCUUUACAGUCUGUGGAUAUCAGGGCAGUUAAUCCUUACAAGAAAGCCAGUUAAUUUCCUGCUGACUGGCUCUGAAGGCAGCAUCUUGGUUGCAUUGCUGAGAGAGGGCAGUGCCAGAAUGAUCUACUCCAAUAUACCAGUCAGGAUACCUGGAAAGCAGCAAUCCUAUGUCAGCCAGCAGAUGGCCCCACCAAGUCCCAGCAACAACAGCAGUAGCAACAGCAGCAGUGGGGGAGGGGAGCAGCUGAGCAAAACCAACUUGUAUAUUCGUGGACUUCAUCCGGGGACCACUGACAUGGACCUUGUCAAAAUGUGCCAGCCGUAUGGUAAAAUUGUUUCCACAAAAGCAAUUCUGGACAAGGCCACCAACAAAUGUAAAGGGUAUGGCUUUGUGGAUUUUGACAGUCCAGCUGCAGCUCAGAAAGCCGUGACAGCACUCAAAGCAAAUGGAGUCCAGGCUCAGAUGGCAAAGCAACAAGAACAGGACCCAACAAACCUUUAUAUCUCUAACCUUCCUGUGACGAUGGAUGAGCAAGAAUUGGAAGCAAUGCUAAAGCCUUUUGGACAAGUCAUCUCCACAAGAAUACUUCGGGAUGCCAAUGGGUCCAGCAGAGGAGUCGGGUUUGCAAGAAUGGAGUCAACAGAAAAAUGUGAAGCCAUCAUCUCACAUUUUAAUGGCAAAUACAUCAAGACACCACCAGGACUUCCAGCUCCUGCAGAGCCACUGUUAUGCAAAUUUGCAGAUGGUGGGCAAAAGAAGCGUCAGAAUCAGGGAAAGUACAUGCAGAAUGGCCGAGUGUGGUCCCGGGAAGGUGAAACAGGCGGCAUGACGUUGACCUAUGACCCAACCACAGCUUUACAGAAUGGAUUUUACUCACCUCAAUACAGUAUUGCAACAAACAGAAUGAUUACGCAAACGCCACUUUCUCCCUACAUCCCCUCUCCUGUUUCCUCCUAUCAGGUACAUAGUCCGUCAUGGAUGCAUCACCAAUCGUACCUCAUGCAGCCUGGAGCAGUGCUAACACCCACUAUCGAUCACACUAUGUCCAUCCAGCCAGCGUCAAUGAUGGGACCACUGACCCAACAGCUGAGCCAUCUUUCUAUCAGCAGCACAGGCACGUACAUGCCAGCUGCCACAGCUAUGCAAGGGACCUACAUUCCCCAGUAUGCCACGGUGCCUUCUUCCAACGUUCCUAUUGAGGAGACUGGAGCUCAGCAACAGCAAGUUACAGUGGAGACACCAUCAGAGCACGCAACUUACACAUACCAACACAGCAAAUAACUUUGAGAUCCAUCUCCAGCAACUACAACCAGGGAGCUAUUCGGAACAGCUAGCUCUGGAAAAGGACUUCAUAAUGUCAUGAUGGACUGAAAAAAAAGACAAAAUAAAAACAAAAGUUUUUCUUUCUUUUGAAAAGAAAACAUUUUAAUAGACUUUCUAUCAUAAGCAACCAAAGGAGGUGGAAAGUUAAAAAAAAAAAAAAAAAAAAAAAAACGGUGGAAAAGAAGUCUAUUUUGAUAACAGGAAAAAACAAAGAAAUUAUUUUUGUGAACAGGAGACAAUGCAAAGAAUAACAAAUUAUAAUUUAAAUUUCAUUCUGGGUGCCAGAAUGCAAAAGGAAAA